Messenger RNA from Sinocyclocheilus grahami, 1321 nucleotides. RefSeq names its product thioredoxin-related transmembrane protein 1-like. NCBI's taxonomy places the organism in Eukaryota, Metazoa, Chordata, Actinopteri, Cypriniformes, Cyprinidae. The coding region runs from base 103 to 1062 and encodes 319 amino acids. Gene Ontology annotation, cellular component: endomembrane system. The transcript is spliced from 8 exons. The record is from RefSeq and is a predicted model, not a curated record. Gene Ontology annotation, molecular function: disulfide oxidoreductase activity.
UAGUAGAGUGUGUAUACAGGCUGCAGAGGUGCUUCCUGCACAUCUGUCGAGAGGAGCUCAAAGCGCCGCCGCUGCUGCUGUAUUUCCUGCUCGUGUUGAAUCAUGUGCUCCAGCAGCAGCAGCAGCAGCAGCAGCAGCAAUAUGGCGGGACUGAGACGCGCUGACAUGCAGAGAUAUGACAGAAGCUCCUGCUGGAUGUGUGCGGUGUUCCUGACGCUCGCGGCUCGACUGAUCGCUCAGACGCACGCUAGUGAUGUGCUGACGGUGACCGACGCCAACUGGACGCUCAUCCUGCAGGGCGAGUGGAUGAUCAAAUUUUAUGCUCCGUGGUGUCCGGCCUGCCAGCAUUUACAAACAGACUGGGAGAGUCUUGGAAGACAAAGUGAAAGUCUGGGUAUAUCAGUGGGCAGAGUCGACGUUACACAACAACCAGGUCUGAGUGGGAGGUUUCUGGUUACAACACUGCCGACUAUAUUUCACGCUAAAGAUGGAAAUUUCCGCAAAUAUGUUUCAUCACGGACUAUUGAGGAUAUCCAGGCGUAUGUUGAGCAGAAUAAGUGGGCGAUGGUUGAGCCGGUGCCAGGAUGGAAGUCGCCAUCCUCUCUUCUAAUGUCAGGAAUGGCUAAUCUGUUUCGUCUUUCCGUGUGUAUCAGACAAAUCCACACGUACCUGACGAAUACGCUCGGUAUCCCUUCCUGGGGCUCUUAUGUGAUUUUUGCCAUCAUUACGCUCUUUAUGGGACUGAUGCUCGGCCUGAUGCUGGUUUUGAUCGCUGACUGCAUUUGGCCGUCCAGACCCAAGCACAGAGAAGACAAAACAGUUGUGAUAUUGAAAGAGGAAGUGUCAGAGGAAGAGGUGGAGGACAUCCUCAUGGAGGAGAAAGGCACAUCUGACCUGGACAACGAGAGCGAGCGAGUGUCUGGAGACGAGUCGACCGAAGAGGAAGGAGCGAUGAGUGACGGAGUGGACGCUGGCAGUGAUCAGCCUCCGUCAGAGGGGGCAGCAGAGAGUUCAGUGAGGAAACGCAAACCACUACUGAGGGAACAUAAUGUCACUGCAUAACGCCACUGCGGUCGCCACCAAAAACAAGAGGAAACCGCCAUAUCUGUAAGAUAUGCCAAGCAGCGCCAGCUAUCGGCUGAUUUCUGCAUCACGCAUGCAGACCGUGGUUUGUCCAUUCAAUGCUUUCCUCGCAUUUUACCUGCUUCUCGCUGCGGUUCAAUCCAAUUUCGUUUUUAAGAGUAGUUGCUUAAUUUUUUUGCUGAAAGUUUGAUGCCAAACAUUGACAGACCUUCUUUAAAGGUGGGGUAAGUGAUUUCUG